This is a messenger RNA of Vanessa atalanta (red admiral), 6218 nucleotides long. It is a transcript of the gene Sur, whose product is annotated as ATP-binding cassette sub-family C member Sur. The coding region runs from base 1004 to 5965 and encodes 1653 amino acids. Lineage: Eukaryota; Metazoa; Arthropoda; Insecta; Lepidoptera; Nymphalidae. Gene Ontology annotation, molecular function: ABC-type transporter activity; ATP binding; ATP hydrolysis activity. The record is from RefSeq and is a predicted model, not a curated record. The transcript has 26 exons. Gene Ontology annotation, biological process: transmembrane transport. Gene Ontology annotation, cellular component: membrane.
GAUUCACGUAUACAAUACGAAUAUUAAAAAGUAUUAUUUUAUUGUAUAACCUCCUCUCAAAGAUAACACCAGGGUAUCGCUAUACACACUUCAUUUCUCAAUACAAUGACUUUUUUAAAGAUACAUCUAGUACAAACUCCGUAAAAAUAUAUAAUAAAAUCGAUAAAAAAAUUAAAUAACAAAAUUAUUAUUGAAUAGUUUUAGAAUAUGUUGUUAUUCGAUUAGUAAACCUUACAGUUAGAACAUCUAUUGAAUGCAUAGGUAAGUAAGCUUUCUUUUUCUAUUGUCCUUAUAACACUCAUUUAUGGUUCAGUGGGGUUUGAUUUCCCACAGCCAUACUGAUGACCAAACGUACAAGCAUAUUUGAUGUGCUAAACAAUAAUUCCCUAAUUUUUUAUUAAGGUAUGCACCACGCCAACUCAACUCAUGGACGUAUCUCUGUUAUACCUACUUUGUCUGAACUUCACUGCUUAAACAAUCUUAUCUUAUUUUACAAAUUAUUAUAGGUAUCUUUCAUAAUUAUAUCAUAAUAUUUACACUCAAAUUUACUAUCAUAAAUACUCUUCUUUGCUUUUUAUUACUGUAUUUAGAUAUUUUAUAGAACUACAAAAUUUUAGAUAGAAAACGGUCUGAGCCGAAAUAAUAUAAGAAAGUUUCAUAACGAUCAAAAUUAGUUUGUGAUGAUUGUCAAUAUUGUCAUUAUUGUGAUCUAUAAGUGUAGAGCGAGUGUACUAAAUUAUCCAAGCGUGUUUUCCUUUACUCGAGAUAAGAACGAGACAGAUUCGAAUAAUUAGUAUUAUAUAUAAAAAUAACAUUACUACGUAUGUUUACAAGCGUACGUUUUCAUAGUAUUAAAUGUUCCGGUUAAACGUACGUUUUUAUCGAUAAUUUUUCACUUUAGUAUGUCAAGAUUACGUUCCGUGAUUUCGACGCGUCCGCUCCGCAAUAAAAUUAAUGGGACUCGCCUGUAACAUGGCGAAUAUUUAUCAAUAAUGACAUUGAAAUGGAUGCGGUAUGCCAGCACACCGAUGCAUUGUGCCAGGCGUUUGGGCUCGCCGCCGCGCUACACUCACUCAACCUUUAUUGCGCUAGCAUCUGCACGGCACUUAUUUGCUGUUGUUCAACGCAGCGGCCUCGCUGGAUUGGUAUCAAAUGGCGAUGGCAAAAUACGCGGGGAAUAGUAAGUCUCGCUUUGGGGGUGACAUGGUGUUGUGCUGCGGCUGCAGCAUCGCUUCGCCCUGGAAACACCGUGCGACUAGUUGCCUCCCUAAUGGCUCCUCUGUCUUGGCUUGCUGCCGCGGCAAUGCAUGUAGCAUUAUGGACUCGGCGCUCAACGGCCCCAAUUCUUUAUUUAGCUAUAUACUGGUCGUUAUCAUCAGCCUCAUCAGCAACAAUCACAUAUCGUUUUCUACUCAAUGAGGUUCCUUACAACCACGUUGAAGUAUAUCUUCAUGGAGCCGGAAUAUUUUUAGCAUUCAUAAUGUCUGGAGUGGAUUGGCUUUGCUUUUAUGACGAAGUUACAAAACGUUCACUUUGCCGUACAAAAAGUUCUACAGAAUCUAAAAAUACAUUAUAUUUAUAUAAUGAUACUCACUUUUACUCAAAAAUAACCUUUUUUUGGUUAAACACACUUUUAUAUAAAGGCUAUUGUGUACCUCUAGAUAAUGAGGAUUUAAAAGAUGUACCCGAAGAAGAGUCCUCAAAGACAUAUUUUAAAAAGAUUAAGGCUAUAAUUGGCAAAGAUCAAAUCGUCAGUAUAUGGAAAUGCUACGUUCGCAUGGUGUGGCCAAACUUCUAUAUUGCAGGAAUAUUAAGAUUAUUCAGCGACUUAACAAGCGUCAUUCCGGCGUUAGGCUUAGCUGCUUUAAUUUGGUACAUCGAAAAUAUAACGAAAAUUGACGGCAUGGAAUCUGAAGUGACCAUACAAGAGUUUUUCUCAAAUGGCUACGUCGUGCUUGUUAUUGUAACAUUAGCACUUAUUCUUCAAGGGUUGUUCUCACAAAAUGCCACUCAUUUACUUAUGGUAGAAGGUUCUAGACUAAAAAUGGCUUUACAGAGCAUGAUUUACGAUAAAUGUACGCGAUUAGCUUGUUGGUCUACAGACGCAGAUGUAAAUGAGGAGUCCCCAUUACUUCAAAAGCCCAAAGAUGACGCUAAUACACAAUCAGGCCUUCUUACGAAUUUAAUAUCUCAAGAUACGUAUAAUAUUAUGUCCUGCGUAUGGGUUUUUCAUUAUACAUGGGCCAUACCAUUGAAGGUGUUUGUUAUACUGUAUUUACUUUAUACAAAAUUGGGUAUAAGUGCGAUAAUUGGCUCAGUAACCAGUCUUUGUCUCAUAACUCCAUUGCAACUCUUCAUUGGGAAGAAAAUAUCAGACAAUUCUAGAGAUAUAUCAAAAUGCACGGACCACAGAGUUUCGAAAAUAUCAGAAAUUUUGCAGGGGAUGAAUGUCAUUAAAUUAUACGUAUGGGAAGACUUGUUCAAUGAAAAAAUCUUACAACUGAGGGAAGUCGAAUUAAAACUCCUCAAUAAAGAUUCGUGGUAUUGGGGAUUACUUAAUUUUACGACACAAGUUUCCGCAGCUUUAAUAACGAUUAUAACGUUUACAACACACUAUUAUCUUGAGAAUACAAUUACAUUAAACUCUAUAAAUGUGUUUGCUGGGUUGGCACUUUUUAAUCAGCUGACGAUACCACUGUUAAUAUUACCUGUAACUAUAUUUAUGAUGAUACAAGCUAUGGUCAGCACAAAAAGGAUAAGAGAUUUCUUGGAACUUCCAGAAUCUUAUAAUACGCGAGAUGAUGCUAAUGACAAUUCAUUUACUAAGCAAUCCGCGGACAAUUUAUACGAAGCUUUUCUUGAUGUUAUUCCAGAAGAUAAUCUUCUCUCUGAAAGGGAAGAAUUUGAUUUAAAUAAUGACGAAGAAAACUCGUGUCUCAGCAAUGUGUCAAUUGUCCACGGACAGGAAUAUUUGAUAAGGUUUACAAAUGCUGCUUUCUCUUGGAAAAUAAAGGAUAAUGUGUGGCUAGAGGUUGAUAAUUUAGAUAUACCACCAGGAAAAUUAAUAAUGGUAGUUGGAUCUUCUGGUUCUGGCAAAUCCUUGUUGCUUUCUGCAAUAUUGGGAGAAAUGUAUCAAGAAAAAGGAGAGUUUAAUACAAAUGUGCAUUGUUCAAUGUGGUACGCUGGUCAACCACCCUGGCUUCUCGAAGGCUCAAUAAGAGAUAAUAUUUUAAUGAAUAGUUCGUGGUGCCCAAAAAGGUACGCUCGCGUGCUGCGUGCCACAGGAUUACGACCUGACUUGCAGAUGUUACCGGAAGGUGAUGACACUCUAUUGGGAAGCUAUGGGACACCACUGUCAGGAGGACAACGGGUUCGCUUGUGUGUCGCGCGUGCUUUAUACUCCAAAGCGAGGCUUAUUGUACUUGACGAGCCGCUCAGUGCUUUAGACGCGACACUGGCACAACAUUUGGUCGGCCGGGCGCUCAUUCCUGCCGCACGAUCUGGUCGUACAGUCAUAUUGGCCACGAAUAGAUUAGAGGUCUUACAUUACGCGGACUUUAUUAUAGCUAUGGAGGACAGCCGUGUAUGUGAAGUCGGUCGUCUGAAUACUAAGUGUGAAGGCGUUUUGAGUCAAUGGACAAGACUGGCUGCAGACGCCCGCGCAGCAGCGUCUCGAACUGGCGCUGGUCCAACCGGAGGCGCUGCGCGUGAAAGAAAACAACUUCUUCGAGCAAUAAGCCGCUUACAGCUUCAGAGAAAUAUGUCAGAUGAUGCUAUGCAUGUGGGCAUCAACGAAGUGGCUGGAGCCCAUCUCUUCGCAGAAGUGCCCACGUGUGCAGGUGGCAGUUGGCGUCAAAUCGCCAAGCGAAUGCGGCCACCAAUAUCACGUCAAUUUUCCACUCCUCCUCCGACAGAUCAAAAUUUCAAAUGGUAUCGUGACUUACGACGCGCUGUUAGUGCAGAUGAAUCUAAUGAAGUCUUACAGCAUGAAGCAAGCUUGUUGCGUCGAUUUUUAAACCGCCGACCGUAUCAUACGUUAUCCAGAUGGACGCCAAGGAAUUUACUUCGGUUAUUAAGCUCUGAUUCUGAUACGUCCUCUCAUUCAACUCAAAAUAAUGGAACAGUAGUGGCACUGCCAUCUGAUGACGCGACGCUCAACUCUACUACUUGCAAUGGAAUUGACACGAUCGCUGCGCAGGAGGAAAUCUCCGAGCCUAACACAGAAGAUGAAGUUGUCCAGAACGAGUUCACGGUGUGGUGGGAAUAUGGUCGAGCGUGCCGAUGGUGGGGUGCCGUAUACUGGGUAGUAGCGGUGACGGCGCAGGCGGUGGCACUCGCUGCAGACUUUUGGCUCUCGCAUCUAGCCGCAGAGAGUGCCCACUCUCCGCUCUCCGAUCAAGAGACAUGGAACAUGAUACGUAUUUACGUGCUGUGGUGCGCGGGAGCGAUAUGCGCUGCAGGCUGUGCGCAAGUCGCCUGCGCAUGUGCCGGUGCUGCCUCCAGGCGCACUCUUCACGAACGUCUUCUGCACGCUACGCUCCAUGCACCGUUGCACCAUCACAACUCACGCUCGGCUGGCGUUACGAUACACCGCUUCUCUUCUGAUACACUUGUUGUUGAUAAGAAAUUGCCAACGGCUGUGAACAGAUGGGCUCAACUAGCAUUACUUUGCGGAGCUGCUAUACUUGUUAAUGCAAUAGCGUCGCCAUGGACCUUACUCGUAAUGAUUCCAACGUUUGCUAUGUACAUUGUACUUCAAUCUGUUUAUUUAAAGAAUGCUAGAACGCUUCAAAACGAAGAGGCUGAGAGCGCAGCGCGAGCGGUGUCACUGGCGGCGCAAACACUGUCGGGCGCAGUCACAGUGCGCGCAGGAGAUCUGCGGCCCCACAUGCGCGACGCUUUCUGCCGCCGACUCGAUCGCAACCACAAUGCUUUGUUGCUACUCAAUUCUGCUAAUCGUUGGUUAAGCCUUUCACUGGACGUAAUGGGUGCGUGGAGCGUAUUCGUGUCCCUGGCCGCAGCCCUGUACAGCGGCAGCGGGAGUGCGGUCACGGGCCUGGCGGGCACCUACUCUCUGCUGCUGCCCGUGUACCUCGCCCACCUCGGAAAGUGCCGCGCAGACCUGGAUGCACUACUCGCAUCUGUGCAGCGCCUGCUCACUGACAUCGAAGUGCCACAAGAGGAUUACAGAGAAGAUUGUGCUAUUCCUACGGAUUGGCAACGGAACGGUAAAAUAGAAUUCCAAAAUGUUACUAUUCAGUACCAACCUGAAUCACCGCCGGUGCUUCAAAAUAUUGACGUCGUAGUUAAUCCCGGUCAGAAGAUCGCCAUUUGUGGUCGUAGUGGCAGCGGAAAGUCCACACUUCUACUGACUUGUGCGGGCGCAACGACAAUUCACAGCGGUCGCGUUUUGCUCGACGGUCAAGACAUUACAUGCGUUCCGUUGCGGGUGCUACGACACCGAGUGGUUGUUUUGCCACAAGAAACGGUCAUGUUUUCGGGAACACUGCGAGAGAACCUCGACCCACUCGCUGUGCACACAGAUGAAGAAAUUUGGCAAAGCUUACGAGCCGUAGGAUUGUUUGAUUAUGUGACUGCGCAGCCAGCUGGUUUAGAGUGCAGCGUGUGCGGCGGGCGCGGAUGGGGCGGCGGUCGCGGGGCGCGAGUGUGCGCGGCGCGCGCGGCGCUGCACGCGCGGCCGGCCGCCGGGCUGCUGCUGGACGAGCCCGGCGCCGCCCUCGACGCGGCCGCCGAGCGCACCUUGCUGAAAGCGAUCGCUAGCGUCGCCCCUAACGCUAGUAUUCUUACUGUCGCGCACCGCAUAUCAUCCGUGCGCGACUAUGACAGCGCCAUGAUGCUGGAGCGCGGCACGGCCUCCGAGUGCGUAGACUUCGAGACGCUGAGCCCGCGCGCCUCGCUCUACGCACGCAGCAACGGGUCUACUGAUCCUGGUCAUACCGAAUAGAUUACGUCCAACACCAUUCGAGACGAGCUCGGCGUCUCAGCGACGAGUCGCAGGUUAUUUAUUCGGACGCAUUCCGUAAAUGUAUCGCUUUAAAAGAAGACUGAAGUCGCUCGUAUUUAUUUGUUUGAUAACUUCGAGGACCACCGAAUGACUUUGUAGCAAUAAUAAUGUAAUGUAAUUUUGACCACUUUUAGACAAUUUAUUGUAAAUAAUAAAUCACAAUUUAGGUUUAUCGAAUAAAGCAGUAAUAAAA